UACUUGAAAACACGAAGUAAAACAUACAUAUAUUAAAAUUAUAUUGCAUUGCAUUCAUAUGAAAUUGGUUCGAAUUUGCUUAUAUUUUGCGAAUCAUGGGUUGCAUUAAUAGUACCAACAAACAGUUAUACGCUUUUAAAAGGGAUGGUGUCUUUAACGUCAGUGUUGUUCGCGUUCAGUCGGACCAAUCGGUGGUAUUGGCAAGGCAUGGAUUUCUAGAGAUAACUCCACAUGAACUCGUAUUUAUAGCACCAGAACAAGAACCAGUUGCUUGGGCUCUACAACAUUUGCGAAGGUAUGGACUCACCGGUAAUAUAUUUAGUUUUGAGGCUGGCCGUCGAUGUCCUACUGGUCCCGGAAUAUACACCUUGCGAUGUUGCAAUGCUGAUCAGUUUUAUACAAAAUUUCAAAGGUAUAUUAAUUCAAUGUCUGUCGUUGCGGAUCGUAACAGUUCUGUACAUCCUUCCCACAUAUUUGGGCGCUUAGAAAGUCACCAGCCACACACAAAUCACUAUUUGGAGCCCACAUCAAUGCAAGUUAUUGCUCCCAUGGAUGAGCGCGCAGUAUUGUCUGAGUCAUUUAGCAAUGAUUCAAACGACUUCAACCUUAACUCCCCUGAUUCAAUGCAGAGUACAUCGUUAACUGCUGAAAUCAUACACUUCCCUUCAUCUGUACCAUCAUACUCGAAUGUGAGUCCAAAUGUUCACAUUAGCAGUAGUAAUAUAUACAUGGAACAACCGAUUAAAAUUGAUAUUGAGCAUAACAAUAAUAUAUCUACAGAAGAAACUAACGAUGCCUCUAUUACAAACAGUUGUAAAGCAGCAGUAAAGCCAAUUUUAAAGAGUUCAUCGCUGGAUGUGCCUCCCGAUGAGUGUGCACCAAUUUUUACCGCGAAUUCCGGAGAAACUCAAAGGCUUUACGAAAAUAUCGACUCCAAUGUGGCUAAAUCUGCAAGAAUAUCUCAAAAUAUUUGUAGUAAUUCAUCAGAACGUUCUUAUGCUAACGUCGACCUUCUUCCGCGACUUGAUUUAUCGCAAAUUGGGCAAAGCAAAUCCUUCCAACUGGAUUUAAUGCUGGAAGAGCAGCAGCACACGUCGACGAACGGUCCAAUUGUUAAUUAUAUUAUUUUAGAUUUGGAUCAGCCGCGCAGUCCAUCUCAGAGCUCACCCAAAAACGGAUUUGGUAGUGGUCAAUCAUUUUCUGGCACUGGACUUAAUGUUUCCAGUUUUAAAAAAGAUGACUUAUCAUCAGUUGCUGCUUCGCUUUCAUUCGGUUCAUCUACAAUGCCUAAAGGAUCAACUAUAAGUGACAAUAGUUCAAUGUUGCCAAACAAGAGAAUGGAAUCGUCAGGAAGUUACACAAGAAUAGAUUUUCUAAAGACAUUUGCCUUAAUGAAAUCCUCUACAAAUUAUACCGAUUUUGACCUUGAUAAUGAUCAGGAGGAGUCACGAAUAACCCGCCACAGUAAAUUUGUACGUAAAGCGUAUUCAAUCAGUGAGUAGAUUGGUAACUAACAUUUGCAUCGUUCAAGGGUUCAAUUUGUAUGAUGAAACUAGAGCUGAUAUAAUUAGCAAAUAGUUCAUCGCUUUAUUGAUUUAUUGGAAUAACCAUUUAUCUUCGAAAUACCAUGAAAUAAGACUAUCGAAAAACAAACGUUGUUUAUGUACAUACAUAAAUAAAUAUGUAUGUAUGCACAUUAAAUUUGUACACAUAGAUCGAAAAUAACUCGUCCAUAUACCAAAAAACUCAAAUUGUGAUUUAUAUUUUUGUGAUAAAAAUAAAUCACUGAAUAUAACAGUUAUAAAA
This is a messenger RNA of Calliphora vicina (urban bluebottle blowfly), 1806 nucleotides long. RefSeq lists its product as uncharacterized. The record is from RefSeq and is a predicted model, not a curated record. Gene Ontology annotation, molecular function: fibroblast growth factor receptor binding; transmembrane receptor protein tyrosine kinase adaptor activity. The transcript has a single exon. Gene Ontology annotation, cellular component: cytoplasm. Gene Ontology annotation, biological process: fibroblast growth factor receptor signaling pathway. Bases 96 to 1502 code for a protein of 468 amino acids. Lineage: Eukaryota; Metazoa; Arthropoda; Insecta; Diptera; Calliphoridae.